CUCCCUGAGCAAGGAGCACUCUUCUCCGCUGCAAACAGGACAGGUGCCCAGAUUGUCGCUUCUAAAACACAAAACAGACAGGAAGAUCAUUGCCUGGAUUAUCUAGAUCGGUAGAGAGAGAGAGAAUUCCUUUUUACAUCUGAAAUGCCAGACAGUGAGGAUCUGGGACAAGAUGAAAGCUGGAAGGUCAUCAGUUCCAGGCAAGACUACAGACCCAGGAUAAAUCAGUGCAUUUCAGAAGCACUGAUGAAUUUAUUUGUAUUUCUUCAAGAAAUGUCUCACUUCAAGGAACAAAACCCUGGCAAGUUUUGCCUGCUGGUCUGCAGUGUAUGUACAUUUUUCACUGUCUUGGGAAGUUACAUUCCUGGAGUUGUCCUCUCCUAUGUCCUGCUAUUGUGUGCCUUUUUAUGUCCCUUCCUUAAGUGCAAUGAAUUUGGACAGAAAAUGUGCAACAAAAUUAAGACUGUUGUGAUGAAACUAGAUUUUGGAAUUGUGGAAUAUAUCAACCAGAAGAAAAAAGAGAGAUGUGAAACAGCAAAAACAAAACCCACAGAAGAUGACAGUGAAUUAGACAUAUCAGCUCUGUGUCCUAAGGUUAAUCCUGCAGUUGUUGCCAAAGAGCUAUCAGUGUCUGACACAGAUGUAUCGGAAGUAUCUUGGACCGAUAAUGGGACCUUUAACUUAUCUGAGGGGUAUUCUCCGCAGACAGACACAUCUGAUGAUUUUGACCGACCUAGUGAUCAUGAAGAAGCAUUUGCUAGAGAUCUUUCAGAAUUUCCUUCUCUAGAAAAUGGUGCCGGAACAAAUGACGAUGAUGACUCCAGCAUUGGAAUGCCCAUCCAGCAGAAACAGAAGAAGGAACACACAUACUUCAAGGUGGAUCAUGCUUCCAGACAGAGUAAAGAGAGACCAUCCACUGCAGGGCUCUCCUUGCCUUUGACCAGUGACCAAACCUUUAAUUUAAUGAGUGGAAUUGCUGGGGAUGUCAUCGCAGCUGCGGUGUCUGCUGCUAUCAAAGACCAGUUGCAGUCUGCACAGCAAGCUCCCUCACAUGCAGCGCCUAGUUUGAGUGAGGAGACAGACACAGAGGAAGCUGAUGAUUUUGAACUGCUUGACCAGUCUGAGCUUGAGCAGAUUGAGAAAGAGUUGGGACUUUCACAAGGCCAAGAAGCAGAAUCACAGGAAAAGAAAAAGUCUUCAGGCUUCCUUUCAAAUCUGCUUGGAAAUCAUUAA
Nestor notabilis (Kea) is the source of this 1233-nucleotide messenger RNA. It is a transcript of the gene RETREG1, whose product is annotated as family with sequence similarity 134, member B. Bases 145 to 1233 code for a protein of 362 amino acids. Gene Ontology annotation, cellular component: endoplasmic reticulum membrane. The record is from RefSeq and is a predicted model, not a curated record. Lineage: Eukaryota; Metazoa; Chordata; Aves; Psittaciformes; Psittacidae. The transcript has 7 exons. Gene Ontology annotation, biological process: negative regulation of neuron apoptotic process; reticulophagy.